AUGAUUCGACGGAGAGCGGAAGAGAUCUGCUCAUUUUAUUUCCUUAUGUUACGAAGGCUUGUUACUACGUUUUUCCUAGAAUUACGUAUGUUAUCCUUUUCAACGGCACUAAGCAACGAACGUAAAACAUUUUUGUUUCGUUCUCGUCUUCCACAAACAAAUGUACAGAGUCCUUACGCUGAUCCGACGCGCACAAAAGUUGAAGUCCAAAACGAAGUUCUUAUCACAGUAGAAGAUCCCGAAGAGAAUGCCAUUUCGGAUUUGUCGAACCCAUCGGACACACCAUUUAUAAAAUUAGCUGUGUCUGCCAAGAAACUCCUUUCUUUUGGUUUUAAUAACAAAGUAAUUUUGAGCCAUUAUUUCGUUUAAAAAGCAGCUGAUGAAAUCCUUUCAUCAAGAUUAGUGAGCAUUUUCGAACCGAUGAAAUGGGACAGCAGGUUGCAAUCGGAGCUUCGAGUAGUAAAGAUAAUAGAUACAGAUGUUGAUUGA
Messenger RNA from Acanthocheilonema viteae, 489 nucleotides. NCBI's taxonomy places the organism in Eukaryota, Metazoa, Nematoda, Chromadorea, Rhabditida, Onchocercidae. The record is from the annotation of a GenBank genome assembly.